UUGGGCUACAUAUCACCCUCUAGAUUGGGCUUCAUAUCACCCUCUAGAUUGGGCUACAUAUCACCCUCUAGAUUGGGCUUCAUAUCCCCCUCUAGAUUGGGCUUCAUAUCACCCUCUAGAUUGGGCUUCAUAUCACCCUCUAGAUUGGGCUUCAUAUCACCCUCUAGAUUGGGCUUCAUAUCACCCUCUAGAUUGGGGCGCUACAUAUCACCCUCUAGAUUGGGCUACAUAUCACCCUCUAGAUUGGGCUACAUAUCACCCUCUAGAUUGGGCUACAUAUCACCCUCUAGAUUGGGCUUCAUAUCACCCUCUAGAUUGGGCUUCAUAUCACCCUCUAGAUUGGGCUUCAUAUCACCCUCUAGAUUGGGCUUCAUAUCACCCUCUAGAUUGGGCUUCAUAUCACCCUCUAGAUUGGGCUUCAUAUCACCCUCUAGAUUGGGUACAUAUCACCUCUAGUUGGGCUACAUAUCACCCUCUAGAUUGGGCUACAUAUCACCCUCUAGAUUGGGCUACAUAUCACCCUCUAGAUUGGGCUUCAUAUCACCCUCUAGAUUGGGCUACAUAUCACCCUCUAGAUUGGGCUUCAUAUCACCCUCUAGAUUGGGCUACAUAUCACCCUCUAGAUUGGGCUUCAUAUCACCCUCUAGAUUGGGCUACAUAUCACCCUCUAGAUUGGGCUACAUAUCACCCUCUAGAUUGGGCUACAUAUCACCCUCUAGAUUGGGCUACAUAUCACCCUCUAGAUUGGGCUACAUAUCCACCCUCUAGAUUGGGCUUCAUAUCACCCUCUAGAUUGGCUUCAUAUCACCCUCUAGAUUGGGCUUCAUAUCACCCUCUAGAUUGGGCUACAUAUCACCCUCUAGAUUGGGCUUCAUAUCACCCUCUAGAUUGGGCUUUCAUAUCACCCUCUAGAUUGGGCUUCAUAUCACCCUCUAGAUUGGGCUACAUAUCACCCUCUAGAUUGGGCUUCAUAUCACCCUCUAGAUUGGGCUACAUAUCACCCUCUAGAUUGGGCUACAUAUCACCCUCUAGAUUGGGCUACAUAUCACCCUCUAGAUUGGGCUUCAUAUCACCCUCUAGAUUGGGCUUCAUAUCACCCUCUAGAUUGGGCUACAUAUCACCCUCUAGAUUGGGCUUCAUAUCACCCUCUAGAUUGGGUUUCAUAUCACCCUCUAGAUUGGGCUUCAUAUCACCCUCUAGAUUGGGCUACAUAUCACCCUCUAGAUUGGGCUACAUAUCACCCUCUAGAUUGGGCUUCAUAUCACCCUCUAGAUUGGGCUUCAUAUCACCCUCUAGAUUGGGCUACAUAUCACCCUCUAGAUUGGGCUUCAUAUCACCCUCUAGAUUGGGUUUCAUAUCACCCUCUAGAUUGGGCUUCAUAUCACCCUCUAGAUUGGGCUACAUAUCACCCUCUAGAUUGGGCUACAUAUCACCCUCUAGAUUGGGCUUCAUAUCACCCUCUAGAUUGGGCUUCAUAUCACCCUCUAGAUUGGGCUACAUAUCACCCUCUAGAUUGGGCUACAUAUCACCCUCUAGAUUGGGCUACAUAUCACCCUCUAGAUUGGGCUACAUAUCACCCUCUAGAUUGGGCUUCAUAUCACCCUCUAGAUUGGGCUUCAUAUCACCCUCUAGAUUGGGCUUCAUAUCACCCUCUAGAUUGGGCUUCAUAUCACCCUCUAGAUUGGGCUUCAUAUCACCCUCUAGAUUGGGCUUCAUAUCACCCUCUAGAUUGGGCUACAUAUCACCCUCUAGAUUGGGCUACAUAUCACCCUCUAGAUUGGGCUACAUAUCACCCUCUAGAUUGGGCUUCAUAUCACCCUCUAGAUUGGGCUACAUAUCACCCUCUAGAUUGGGCUACAUAUCACCCUCUAGAUUGGGCUACAUAUCACCCUCUAGAUUGGGCUACAUAUCACCCUCUAGAUUGGGCUACAUAUCACCCUCUAGAUUGGGCUACAUAUCACCCUCUAGAUUGGGCUACAUAUCACCCUCUAGAUUGGGCUACAUAUCACCCUCUAGAUUGGGCUACAUAUCACCCUCUAGAUGGGCUAAUAUCACCCUCCUAGAUUGGGCUACAUAUCACCCUCUAGAUUGGGCUUCAUAUCACCCUCUAGAUUGGGCUUCAUAUCACCCUCUAGAUUGGGCUACAUAUCACCCUCUAGAUUGGGCUUCAUAUCACCCUCUAGAUUGGGUUUCAUAUCACCCUCUAGAUUGGGCUUCAUAUCACCCUCUAGAUUGGGCUACAUAUCACCCUCUAGAUUGGGCUACAUAUCACCCUCUAGAUUGGGCUUCAUAUCACCCUCUAGAUUGGGCUACAUAUCACCCUCUAGAUUGGGCUACAUAUCACCCUCUAGAUUGGGCUACAUAUCACCCUCUAGAUUGGGCUUCAUAUCACCCUCUAGAUUGGGCUUCAUAUCACCCUCUAGAUUGGGCUACAUAUCACCCUCUAGAUUGGGCUUCAUAUCACCCUCUAGAUUGGGUUUCAUAUCACCCUCUAGAUUGGGCUUCAUAUCACCCUCUAGAUUGGGCUACAUAUCACCCUCUAGAUUGGGCUACAUAUCACCCUCUAGAUUGGGCUUCAUAUCACCCUCUAGAUUGGGCUUCAUAUCACCCUCUAGAUUGGGAG
Messenger RNA from Coregonus sp. 'balchen', 2623 nucleotides. The record is from the annotation of a GenBank genome assembly. NCBI's taxonomy places the organism in Eukaryota, Metazoa, Chordata, Actinopteri, Salmoniformes, Salmonidae.